CGUGCCGCUCCUGGCCCCGCCCCUAUAUAAGGGGCGGCCUCAGCGCGGCCGCGACCGCGUUCGUCGCCUUUCCCGCAGCCGACCUGCGUUCGGGCACCAUGGCAGACCAGUCCUUUGUGACUUUAGCCACAAAUGACUCCUAUGUGAAAGGAGCACUGGUACUUGGUUCAUCCUUGCAACAGUACAGAACAACAAGGAAGCUGACUGCACUCAUAACUCCUCAGGUCUCAGAUCUUAUGAGGAGAGUGCUGGAAAGAGUCUUUGAUGAAGUCAUAUUGGUAAAUGUCUUGGAUAGUGGGGAUUCAGCACACCUGGCAUUAAUGAAAAGACCUGAGUUGGGCAUCACACUAACAAAGCUUCACUGCUGGGAACUGACACAGUUUUCAAAAUGUGUUUUCAUGGAUGCAGACACAAUGGUUUUGUCAAAUAUAGAUGAGCUUUUUGAGAGAGAAGAGCUGUCUGCAGCACCAGAUCCAGGCUGGCCCGACUGUUUUAAUUCAGGAGUUUUUGUUUACCGACCUUCCAUUGAAACAUACAGUCAGCUGUUACAGUUUGCCACAGAGAAAGGCAGCUUUGAUGGUGCAGAUCAGGGGUUAUUAAACACCUUCUUCAGCAGCUGGGCAACAACAGACAUGAGUAAACAUCUACCGUUUAUUUAUAAUUUGAGCAGCACUUCUGUAUAUUCCUACCUUCCAGCAUUUAAAGCGUUUGGUGCAAAUACUAAGGUCGUGCAUUUCCUGGGAAGCACAAAGCCAUGGAACUAUACAUAUGACUCCAGAACAAAAAGCAUAAAGGGCAAUAUGGACGACCCAAAAAUAGUUCACCCAGAAUUCCUCAACAUGUGGUGGGAUACCUACAUAGCUGAUGUUUUACCAUUACUAGAACAGCACGGAAUUGUUAAAGAAAUUACUACAGGGGCAAACAUGCUAUCGGGCUUGGUCUAUACUCUGGCUUUCUCUUGUGGCUUCUGUAGAGAGGCAGAAGUUACAGAGGCAGUGUCCCACGUAUCAGUAUCACCACUAUUACCAACUGAAUCUUCAGAAGAACGCAAGGAGCGGUGGGAACAGGGCCAAGCUGACUAUAUGGGAGUGGAUUCCUUUGAUAACAUCAAGAAGAAACUUGAUACCUACCUGCAGUAGAAAUGCCUGUCUCAAACAGUGGUGAUGCAAGGACUUGUUCCAGAACUAACAGCUAGAAAGGUAUAGAUGGUGGUCAGUUACACUUGCUAGUAGCUUGAGGAAAAACUUCUUGGCUGAAGGCCUCUGCAGUGCUACAGAUGAAGACUGAGCAAAAGCUAGGAAGCAGAAUCCUUGGGCCACCUAUUACUGCCCAAUUUCCAAUUCUCCCUACUAGAUAAAACCAGGUAUUUUCAGCUUAAAAUUUCUUCUGUUUUGAUCAAUUGGCUCAACAUAUUCUUUAAACUGGGUUUGUUACCUCACCUCAUUAAGGUGAUUAGCAUUGAUUCCUUUGCUUGCUGUUCUAGAUGUAAAAUCUAAUUCAUGGGAUUGCUCAUACACUGGAGUGGUAGCCAUUCUGCUUUACCAUAAAUGUAUUAAUGACACUGGGAUACAUACAGUUGUAACAGUAAUAGCACUGCUUUGCUCUUCCAGUCACAAUUGCACUGAAAUUUUGACCAGGUUCUUACGCACAGUGCCUGCAGCAUGGCAGAAUGCGUUUUUCAGUUCUGUAUACUAUGGGACUAGUAAACUGAGUUUUAUCUGUUCCUUGCAAUGUUGCACUUGAUACAAAAAUAAAAAGUUGUCAUGCAUUUCUGUCUUCCCUAAACUCUUGAGCAAUUAAGAAAAAGGGAGCUCCAAAGUAGUCUAACUAAAAUAUUUAACAGGUAUAAAUAACCCUUAAGCUUUGCUAAUGCUACUCAAGCUCUCAUUAGAAAAUGUCCAGCUUUUAGUUCAUAAUUAUUUAGAAGUACUUAGUAAUUUGCCAGGGCCAAUCCCUUUAUUAGCUUGCCAUAAAUAGAGGACAGGGCACUGGAGGAAGUGCCUGCUGAAGCUGCUUGCAUUAGUAACUUGAAGUUUGGGAAGAAGAUAUCUUUCUUUCAAAUGACUAAAGAAACAUCAUCCCUAAUGUGAGCCCUGUAUGCUGAACUUAGUCUUAAACACAACAGUGAUCCUACUUUGGCAAAGAGGGAUUACAUAGCUGCUUAAGUAACUUAACUGCACCUACGCUGAUAAGGAAAACUACUCUUUCCAUGUGUAAAGAGAGUAAAAGAAAGUGCUUUUUUUGCCACACUCAGGCUACAUGUAUUCCGAAACACAUGGAAAAGCAGUAAAAAUAAAGCGUGCUGAUGACAGAGAUUGGCUGUUAUCUGUACUAAGGUGUAGAUCUGUCCUUCAGCCAAAAGUCUAAACAGAACAAAACUGGUGUUCUUUGACAGCUAUACCCUGCACUAAUCCAGAAACACUAAGAAAAUAUUACUUCAUUAUUUCCUAAUAAAGGAGGAUUUUGGCUGGAAUCUAGUGAUGGUGCUAAACCUUUAGCCUAGAGAUAAAAUAAACAAUCAACAAGCUAUCACCAUUUGCUGGUAAAGCAGAAGACAUAAUAUGAGUAUAAGGGUUAGUCUGUUUUAACUGUUUUCACUACUUAAUUGCUCUAAGAUUUAGUUGGUCACCAUUUAGGAAAAAUGCUAAAAGAUGAGGUCCAAACCAGAGUAGCUUGUAGCUACUUAAAAGAACAUAGUAUCUCCUAGUUGUAACUAGCCCUUUCCUGUAUGGGUUUUUCUUUUGCUGUGUUUUUGUUUUUUGUUUGUUUUUUUUUUUAACAGAUAAAUUUGAAGUUGUGUGAAAGCAGGAGGGAUUACUAGUUACAGUCUGUAAUGACAAAAGUAUACUUUAUCAAACAAAUAUUGGAGAGUUCUGCAUACUCACAGAAUACUCUAUGGAAAAUGGUAAAAUACUCUCUUUAAGCUAAACAGUCUAAAUUUUCUUCCCCUUGUCUGUAUUCAUACUUGAGAAUAGGCACGUUACUUCUUUUUAAGCUUAGUUGGAGAGAACCAAAUAUAAAAGUAUGAUACUUAUUACCUGCCUGAAAAUUUGGUUUAGCAUGUAAGUUUUGUUACGUUAAUACAAUAAGAUAAGGAGAGAUGCUGAAUAAGAUGAAAACCGGCAUGUUUUUGGUUAACAAAUACAGUUAGUGAAGAAAGAUAACCUGUGAAAAUCAUUCUGUCGUAGCCUCUGUAACUCAUACUAUGAUCAAGUAUAUAUGAUCACAGCCUCAGGAAAGCAAAAGGUAUGACAUCUAUACCGAAUUCUAUGCAGCUUAUUUUCAAUAAAAUGACCUUUUAUGUCAUUAUUUGCAACUAUUUCCUUCACAAUUGCUGCAGGCAGCUUUUGCAGAAAAACAGAGAUCCCUUUUUAUUCCUUGCAAUAGCAUCACUUGAUACAUCAGGCAGUUUUCUACUCUAAUCUGAAGGUACUCAAAGCAGCACUAUACUCUAAACAUCAUUAUUCAGAAGAAUCACAGCACUGCUGAGAUUGCAACUCAAAUAUUGGAACUUCAUUUGCCUUUAUGAAGCCUGUAAUCUAAGGUAUUCCUUAAAUGGUGACAGCUCAGCAACCCUUAAAAGCUUAAGAAGCAUUUUUUCCAUAUACAUCUUUAUUUUAUGUAUGGGGGGUGGGGGGAAAGAAACAAAAAACAAAACCAAAAACCCCCAAACAAACAAAACCCAACCAAAACCAGAAUGAUAGACUACUAACUCAAUAUUUGGAAUUAAAAAUAAUUCCAAAAGCUAACUUCUAGAACAUGCUGUUCAAACUCCACGAAAGAGAAUGCCAAAAGCCAAAGACUACUUACAGAUCAUGAAAAGCAGAAAAAAAAAGGCCAAACAGCCAGAACACCAAGGUGUUUAACCACCCGACUUACUGAACAGCUCCAUCAAAUCAGACAGGACUUUUCUGUGCUCAGCUUUUACCUCUUUUCUCUCAGAUACAUUAAUGGCUUUCUUAGGAGAGACCAUGCAGUGUAGUAUUACCUUCAGUAAGUUUUAUAUGGCUUUGGAACAUGGAAAUCAUCAUCUAAUAGACAAACAAUACUAGUAACUGCUUUCAGUUGUUUUCAUAAUCAUACUAAGCCAUUUUGCAAAGUAUCACCAUAUUUUCACACAAGUAAUGAUGCAGCUUGACUAGUUGUAGAAAUGGUUCUCUUGCCUGUGAAAUUUUUACUUGUAAAAUGGAAAUAACAAAAAAACCCCAAAUCUGUCCUUUGUAAUUGCAAAUUAUUUUUCCAGCUUAUCAUUUAAUAUCAAAAUCUGAACCAGAAAAACGCAAAAAAAGUUUAACUCACAUAAACUCUAUGCAAAAAAAACCAAACAAACAAACAAAAAAAAACCCAAACAAAAAAAAAACCAACCCAAAAAAACCCCACUCAAAACCCAGCUUCAGUCAGGUUUAGCUCUGUUUUCUUGUUCUUUUUCAACUUUCCAGUGACAAUCAGAUACUGGGGUUCAUGCUGUCUUCCAUCGUUCAUGUCCUUGUUAUUCUUUCUCUAACAGACUUAAAGUAUGCCUCUCUCCAUAGCUAAGGUGCUGGCUCUCCAAAAACUGCAUCAGUUUGUUAGUUGGCUUGUUUUUAAUUCCUUUCUCACUCCUUUCAUUAGCUCACUUUCUCCAAAUAGUAGACAUCUUCCCUCUAUUUCUCAAUCCUUUUCCAUUACUUAUGUUUGCAAUUCAUCUUAUAAUCAGCAGGCUGAUAUUCUCAGACAUAAGAGGUGAAAGGCUUUACAAGCUUUGCAGACUCCAUUUCUCUGCUGCCAAGUACACUUCCCAAAUCUAGACAGGACCUAAAUAUAGCAAUCUCUGCCUCCAGUUCAAAAUCUGAGCAUCAUAGUGAAGGGAGCAGGAUGUUAGGUGAACACAUAUCAGAAGACCACAAUCAAAUGGAAAGAAAAGAACAGACAAGAAUAUUCAACUAAUACUCAACUGAGAUUCUUCAGUGCUGUUUUUUACUCAGUGGGACAUGAACAAGUGUAGUUUACCAAAUUCUUCCUCCGUAAAUCAAGCAGCAUGCAGAUCAGCAUUCCAUUAAGACAUAUGUAUGGCAGUGAAAAACAUGCCAUUUUUCCACUACAAGAGGAAAAGCAGUACAGGAAAACUGUUAGAAAGCUGGCAGCUAUAAAAUAAUUUGUUUUAAUUUAUUUUACAAGGACUAACUCAUUCACUGACACAUGAGUGGAUUAGAGUCUACUUUGCAUAUAGCACAGUCUUAUUGUUCAAAGUGUCUACUGAAAUUGCUAGAUAGCAUGCUGUCAAUACAUGCCUAUGAUUAUAGUAUUUUAUCAAAAAAACCUUUACUUUUACAAAAUCAUUGGAGUUCUGUUAAGUAAAACAUUAAAAGAAAGUGUUUCACAAAUUUAAGUACUUCCUUUUUACUAAUUCCUGGGGAGUAAUCAACAGAGGAACUCCCUCCUGCACCUGUGUACUAUUCAGAAAUAGUAAAAAUACUUUAAAAUUUUGAAUUAAAUUCCAUCUUUGGACAUAGCCUGCAAAAAUAAGAAUUCCUUACAAAGUGUCACUGACCACCUUUUCUGAAACAAUCAGUCCAGAUGAUCUGUUUGUUUAUCAGGCAAUACUAAGAUAGAAACAUGAAACUAAUUCAUUUAUAGAGGGUUUUGUCUGAAGGAGAAGACACAUUAUUUACCUUUUACUACCUUGUCACCUCUAAAAUGAGAUUAAAUACGUGCAAGUUAGAAUGCAGGAAUACGCAUUUUGGUUUUGAGGGGUUUUUUUGUGUUGUUACGCAUUGUACUAACAAGCAGCCUUUUGAAGAAAUGAACACUGGAAAAAUUUCAGGAGUUUGUGUGCUUCUAAAUUAACAUUUAGGAGCAAAUUAGUUUUUUAUCACUUAUUUGAGGCAUUUAUAUUUUGAACACAAAGCAAAACUGAAAAAAUAUUUUUUUGGGACGCGUAACUUGAAGAGAAGUAUUAUCCAAAAUAUUAAAUAUGUUUAUGCAAAAUAACACAGGCUCAAGGUAUAAAUCAAUCACAGCCUUAAUUUCGUUAAAUCCCAAAACACUGAAAUGAAGAUGUUAUCUUUCUCUAAAUAAAAGUUUAGGAUGAGAAAUUUAGGUGUUUUGGAAAAAAAAUGCUAGGGAGCUGAGUAGCCUAAGUACAGUUACAUUAUUUAGCUAUUACUUUGUAAACACGAAGAAAAGGGAUGUAAAGCAGUUGGACAAAAAGAUUUGGUAUUUUAAUUUUUUUUGUGCUUUUUGUGUUUUAAACAUUUAUUGGAAGGAUUUCUACCUCUUCUUUGCUACUUUUAUUAGAAGAGAACCUGUCUUCAAUUUCUGUGAUGAAUAUUAAUUAGGCAGGCUAGCUGCACUUACACAGCUAAACAAGUUGCUAUGACAAUAACAAAAGUGUUCUACAUAUCUCCAGGAUAAUGAGCUGUAAUAGCCAGGCUAACCAACAGCUGUGCUACCCCAUUUGAGUCAUUCCAAAUGGCUCAACAGAGACAUUUAAUUUCUAGUAUUAAAAUCCAAACCACACUUCAACAGUCACUCCACAAUUUAUUUUUACUGGUGAGACUGUGAUGGCACUAUUUUUAAAAUACAGUAAAGCUUCUUGGAAAAUAAUUAUUUAUUCAUAACCAGAAAACUGUUGGGAUCAUCUUUCAACUCCCCUUAGUAAUAACAGCAUUAUGCUUCUGACCCAGCCUGCAACACCUGUCAAAACACUGGUCUUCUGCAGUGGGGUUCCAAGCUAUUAGUAGCAACAAUGAACAAGUUAAAUAACCUCCCUUCAAAACAUAGUAAUAGUGCACAUGGAAUCACAAAGCAGAUAUUGUACCAUCACCUCUUGAACAAAUGUUGCUUGCAGAUUAAUUACUUCCAAACUAAUGUCUUACUCUUUAAGUAUCCUGCUAUAAAGAUAGCUUUGAGAACUUCGGGUUAUAUAUUCAUAACAAGCAGGAACUUCAGGUAAAUGCUUUAAAAACAGAGUUUGUCAGGAAUCUAGGAGACAUCAAAACAAUCCUGUUAUUUUAAUUCUGAAACAAACACUGCAUAAUACUAACUGCCUCCGUACCUGAUGGCAAAAUCGAAAUCAGCUGGACACAGGCAGUUACUUAACAGUAAACUGAACUGUUAAGAAAGCCCACGUAUGCUUUCAUUAGUAUACACAAUAAUCACCAUGUUAGGUAAACAAGAAACUUUGCUGAAUGCAAAUCAAUAGUGUAGCUGUUACUACUUAUACUUUGGAUGUAACAUUAAAUAUAAGGAUCUAUAAAAUGCCAAGUUUGUGCUCUGCAUUUUUCCAGCAUGUUUUAUCUAUCUAGAGGUACAGUCCUACUAGUUCUCAGAGAAUAGAUACUUAAGUCUACAUAAACUGUAAUAAUGUCCUGUCUCUGAUAAGUCUCGUGCAGUGGGCUCUCCUUGUCAUGUCACCCACAUACUGCAAGUUGUCUAAGAAUUCUUCUAAGGACUCAUUUUAGAUUCUAAGAACCUCUGAUGCCUACACACAGUCAGAGACAUCAAGCAGCAAGAUAAAAGCCAAACAAGUCUUGUUUCUCCAAUCUAUGGUAGUAAGCAAAAGAGCAACAAAUUAUGUAUUUGUCACUGCAAGAUGAACAUUCCUGGCAAGCUAUAUAUGGCAAACUGUUCUAAUAUUAAUCUCACUGUAUGAGAACAACAUGGUGUCUGGAGGAAAGAUGUAGCCCAAACAUACAGAAGUGUAUUCCAUUCUAUUUUUGCUGUAGUCAAGAAAGACUGAAGUGUACUACUUUCACUCUUCUCUCAUCAGUCCAGCACAGGAAAAGUGAAUUGCAGUACUUCUAUGAUUUCUGCAGUAUCUCAUACAAAGGAUACUGUAUUUUACAUUGGAAAAUACUAAAAAGCCUAAGCCGUAGAGAAACAUCUGUAUACUUGUGAUACUCUCACAUUAAAGGUUUGUAUUUCUUCCUAAA
Corvus hawaiiensis (hawaiian crow) is the source of this 7913-nucleotide messenger RNA. It is a transcript of the gene GYG1, whose product is annotated as glycogenin 1. The coding region runs from base 99 to 1139 and encodes 346 amino acids. Gene Ontology annotation, cellular component: cytoplasm. The transcript is spliced from 8 exons. Gene Ontology annotation, molecular function: glycosyltransferase activity. NCBI's taxonomy places the organism in Eukaryota, Metazoa, Chordata, Aves, Passeriformes, Corvidae. The record is from RefSeq and is a predicted model, not a curated record.